UUUUGCUUGCCUGCUAGGAUCGUCAUAAAUUUAAUUUCGAAUUUUCUUGAAAAGUAACUUAGGAUGUAUAUAUAUAUAUAUGUAUGCAAGUUAGGACAAAAACUAACAACAAGAAAAAAAGAAAGAAAGAAAGUGGUGGGGAGAGAUGAAAGGGGUACAGAACAUUUACCACCAUUCUUACACCUUCUCGUUCUUGCUAGUCUUCCUUUUCUUGAAUCUAUUUCAUCCUGCCCUUUCGAUCUAUGUCAACACUUUGUCGUCUUCAGAGUCUCUCACAAUCUCGAGCAAUAGAACACUUGUAUCUCACGGUGGAGUCUUCGAGCUUGGUUUCUUCAAACCCUUGGGACGGUCGCGUUGGUAUCUCGGAAUAUGGUAUAAGAAAGUCUCCCAGAAAACCUACGCAUGGGUCGCCAACAGAGACAGCCCUCUCUCCAAUUCCAUUGGAACCCUCAAAAUCUCUGGCAACAAUCUUGUCCUGCUAGGUCAGUCUAAUAACACUGUUUGGUCGACAAAUCUUACUAGAGAAAAUGUGAGAUCACCAGUGAUAGCAGAGCUUCUUCCCAACGGUAAUUUUGUAAUGAGAUACUCCAGCAACAAAGACUCAAGUGGAUUCUUGUGGCAGAGUUUCGAUUUUCCGACAGAUACUUUACUUCCGGAGAUGAAACUAGGUUACGAUUUCAAAACAGGGCGCAACAGGUUCCUUACAUCAUGGAGAUCCUAUGAUGAUCCGUCAAGCGGGAAAUUCACCUACGAACUGGACAUACAAAGGGGAUUGCCUGAGUUUAUUCUUAUAAAUCGAUUUUUGAAUCAACGUGUUGUAAUGCAAAGGAGCGGUCCUUGGAAUGGAAUCGAGUUUAAUGGCAUACCGGAGGUGCAAGGAUUAAAUUACAUGGUUUACAAUUAUACGGAGAACAGUGAGGAGAUCGCUUACACGUUCCAUAUGACCAACCAAAGCAUCUACUCCAGAUUGACAGUCACUGACUAUGCACUCAAUCGAUACACGCGGAUCCCGCCAUCAUGGGGAUGGAGCAUGUUCUGGAGUUUACCAACGGACGUGUGCGAUUCUCUUUACUUCUGUGGAUCUUAUUCUUACUGUGACCUAAACACGUCACCUUACUGUAACUGUAUUAGAGGGUUCGUUCCCAAGAACCGGCAGCGGUGGGACUUGAGAGACGGAUCACAUGGGUGUGUGAGGAGGACUCAGAUGAGCUGUAGUGGAGAUGGGUUUUUGCGGCUAAACAAUAUGAAGUUGCCGGAUACUAAGACGGCGACUGUGGAUCGGACAACUGAUGUGAAAAAAUGUGAAGAGAAGUGUCUUAGCGAUUGUAACUGUACGUCGUUUGCGACUGCAGAUGUUCGAAACGGCGGAUUGGGUUGUGUGUUUUGGACCGGAGAUCUCGUUGAGAUCCGGAAACAAGCCGUCGUUGGUCAAGAUCUUUACGUCAGAUUGAAUGCUGCUGAUCUAGCCUCGGGUGAGAAGAGAGACCGAACUAAAAAAAUCAUAGGUUGGAGUAUUGGAGUCACCGUUAUGCUUAUUCUGAGUGUUAUCGUGUUCUGCUUUUGGAGGAGAAGACAGAAGCAAGCAAAAGCAGAUGCAACACCUAUUGUGGGAAAUCAAGUUCUAAUGAACGAGGUGGUGUUACCAAGAAAGAAGAUAAAUUUUUCUGGUGAGGACGAAGUAGAAAAUUUGGAACUUUCAUUGGAGUUUGAAGCUGUUGUCACAGCCACCGAACAUUUCUCUGAUUUUAACAAGGUCGGAAAAGGUGGUUUUGGUGUUGUUUACAAGGGAAGGUUAGUUGACGGGCAAGAAAUUGCAGUUAAGAGACUAUCAGAAAUGUCAGCUCAAGGUACCGAUGAGUUCAUGAACGAAGUCAGGCUAAUUGCAAAGCUUCAGCACAAUAAUCUUGUCCGACUUCUUGGCUGUUGUGUUUAUGAGGGCGAGAAGAUCUUAAUUUACGAGUACUUGGAGAAUCUAAGCCUCGACUCUCAUCUCUUUGAUGAAACCAGGAGCUGUAUGUUAAAUUGGCAAAUGAGAUUUGAUAUUAUCAAUGGUAUUGCCCGAGGGCUUCUGUAUCUUCACCAAGAUUCACGGUUUAGAAUCAUCCAUAGGGAUUUGAAAGCAAGCAAUGUCUUGCUUGAUAAAGAUAUGACCCCAAAAAUUUCAGACUUCGGAAUGGCAAGGAUCUUUGGACGGGAUGAGACGGAAGCUGACACGAGGAAGGUGGUCGGAACUUAUGGCUACAUGUCUCCAGAAUAUGCGAUGAACGGGACAUUCUCGAUGAAGUCAGAUGUGUUCAGUUUUGGGGUCUUGCUUCUUGAAAUUAUAAGUGGCAAGAGGAACAAAGGCUUCUGCGACUCGGAUAGUAAUCUUAAUCUUCUCGGAUGUGUGUGGAGGAAUUGGAAAGAAGGUCAAGGUCUAGAGAUAGUAGACAGGGUCAUCAUAGAUUCUUCAUCACCAACGUUCAGGCCACGUGAAAUCUUAAGAUGCUUACAAAUUGGCCUCUUGUGUGUUCAAGAACGUGUAGAGGAUAGACCAAUGAUGUCGUCAGUAGUUUUGAUGCUCGGAAGUGAAACUGCAUUGAUUCCUCAACCUAAACAGCCAGGUUAUUGCGUCAGCCAAAGUUCUCUUGAAACUUAUUCUAGUUGGAGUAAACUGCGUGACGAUGAAAAUUGGACAGUGAACCAAAUCACCAUGUCGAUCAUUGACGCUCGGUAAUAUGAUAGUCUUUGAUAAUAUUCUCAUUAUUAAAGUUUUACUAAAUGGAAAAAAUGAGUUUUAACAAAUUGAGUGACAAUGCGUGCGAAACUCCUCAGUCUCUAUCGAAAUUUUCAUAUAUCCUCUGAUAUUCUCUCGAUCUGGUUUCUUUAUUUCGAGUCAACUCACAGUCAGCAACUGCAGCAACCAUCUCAACACGUCAACACCGGCAAUUCAACGACAACCACAGUACAUAUUUUUUACUCUGUUUUUGUAAGCUCAGGAGCUUGGAAAAAACACACGUUAUUCUCAGUA
Brassica napus (rape) is the source of this 3010-nucleotide messenger RNA. Its product is annotated as receptor-like serine/threonine-protein kinase SD1-8. Gene Ontology annotation, molecular function: ATP binding; protein serine/threonine kinase activity. Lineage: Eukaryota; Viridiplantae; Streptophyta; Magnoliopsida; Brassicales; Brassicaceae. The transcript is spliced from 7 exons. The record is from RefSeq and is a predicted model, not a curated record. The coding region runs from base 146 to 2716 and encodes 856 amino acids. Gene Ontology annotation, biological process: recognition of pollen; protein phosphorylation.